CUCAUCCCAGAUCUAUUUCCCACGCAUUUCAGCGACCAUUCCUUCAGCGCUCUCAAGAAUUUCAUGUUAUUUGCGAACCAUUACUUGAUCUUAUGUUAGAUCAACAUAUAAAAGAUGUUAAAAAUGGUAUUGCAGAUCCUUCGAAACCUUCAAAUUCUAGUUUAUUCAUGCCAAAAGUUUUAUCAACCUUUGACGAAGUUUGGAAAACCCAUUAUGAUGAAUCCUCAAAUAAAUCAAAACGAGUAUUUUAUCAUGAACAUUCGGUUUUUCUUCUAAGGGCUAUAUCAGAAACUUCCUUUUUAACAAAUCCUCAAUUUUUGGAGAUGACACACACGUUCUUAAUCCGUAAUCCUGUAAAGUCGGUAAGAUCUUUAUAUAAAGCUGCUAACUUCAUAUUUAAAAAAAGUCCCGAAUAUCAACUCCAAGACUUCGAUAAGAGUCUAGUAGGAUUGAAAGAAUCCAAACAAAUUUUCGAUUUGUUAAAAGAUUUAAAUAAACAACUUAUUGUUGUGGAUGCUGAUGAUUUGAUUAACGAUCCAGAAAGAGUUUUGAAUAAAUAUUGCGAAUUAAUUGGAGAGGGAUAUAAAGAAGAAAUGAUUCAUUGGGAGGCAAAAACUGUUAAUGAUAAUGCGGAAAAUAGUACAGGCUUUAAUAAUUUUACUAAUAAAUAUGAUCAAGAAAUUGAAUAUCCACAAAUUGUCUAUGAUGCUAUCGCUGAAAACAAACCGUAUUAUGAUUAUUUAUAUAA
Racocetra fulgida is the source of this 748-nucleotide messenger RNA. NCBI's taxonomy places the organism in Eukaryota, Fungi, Glomeromycota, Glomeromycetes, Diversisporales, Gigasporaceae. The record is from the annotation of a GenBank genome assembly.